This is a messenger RNA of Pistacia vera, 1335 nucleotides long. Its product is annotated as licodione synthase-like. The coding region runs from base 1 to 1335 and encodes 444 amino acids. Lineage: Eukaryota; Viridiplantae; Streptophyta; Magnoliopsida; Sapindales; Anacardiaceae. The record is from RefSeq and is a predicted model, not a curated record. Gene Ontology annotation, molecular function: heme binding; iron ion binding; oxidoreductase activity, acting on paired donors, with incorporation or reduction of molecular oxygen, NAD(P)H as one donor, and incorporation of one atom of oxygen. The transcript has 3 exons. Gene Ontology annotation, cellular component: membrane.
AUGGUCAAAACUCAGAAGGGUCAUGUGCCGUCCAGGUGCGGCCACGUCGUAACCAGCGCAAGUGGCAUGGCUUCUGUUAGUACAAUAGGUGGGUGCCAGACUAGCAAGCGGCUGGAGAUCACCCACAUGUCAAAACCUUGUUUUAAUCAAGGAAAUCUCUCGGGCAGAACUCUUGGCCAGUUUCUUCCCAUUAGAAGCCAGGAGUUGCAGGAUUUCGUCAAGCUUUUGCUUGAAAAGUCUCAUGCGGGAGAAAGAGUUAACGUUACAGAAGAGUCGUUGAAGUUGACGAAUAAUGUGAUAUCGCAAAUGAUGUUUAGCAUCAAAUGUUCGAGGACGGAUGGCCAAGCCGAGGAGGCGAGGACACUUGUUCGGGAAGUGAUGGAGAUUUUCGGAGAGUUUAAUAUUUCUGAUAUAAUUUGGUUCUUUAAGAAUGUGGAUCUGCAGGGAUUUAGAAGGAGGUUUAUGGAUAUUCAUAAGAGAUAUUAUUCGUUGCUUGAGAAGAUUAUAUGGAACCGCGAAAUGGUGAGGAAGGAGAAGAAGAAAAAUGGAAGGAGAAUAAAUGGAGAUGUUGAUGAUGAUGAAGAGGUUAGAGAUUUUCUUGACAUUUUGCUUCAUGCUUUGGAAAAUGAGAAGUCGGAGAUACAGUUGACAGGAGAUCAUAUCAAGGCCAUAAUUUUGGAUUUUCUUACCGCUGCAACAAACACAACUGCAAUGGCAGCCGAAUGGGCAUUGGCAGAGCUCAUCAACAAUCCAAACAUUCUCGAAAAGGCUCAGGAAGAAAUUGACCAAGUUGUCGGAAAAGCGAGGCUAGUCAAGCAAUCCGACCUUCCGAAUCUGCCAUAUCUCCAAGCCAUUAUAAAAGAAAACUUCAGGCUCCACCCUCCAAUUCCAAUGCUCGCCAGGAAAUCCAUCGCAGAUUGCCAAAUCGGCAAUUACACAAUUCCUGACGGCUCUCUAUUGUUCGUUAACAUCUGGUCGAUCGGAAGAGACCCCAAAGUUUGGAGUAAUCCAAUGAAGUUCAAUCCUGAGAGAUUCCUGAAACCAAACGAGAGCGAUGGCCCUGGAAUUAACAUUGAUGUUAAAGGGUUCAACUAUCAGUUGUUGCCAUUCGGAACUGGAAGAAGAGGGUGCCCUGGAAUCAAUUUGGCCAUGCAGGAGUUGCCAACGACUCUGGAGGCGAUGAUCCAGUGCUUCAACUGGAAGGUUGUGAAUCCUGAAGGAGUGGAAAUGAAGGGUAAUGAUUUGGUUGAUAUGUCUGAACGACCAGGAUUGACCGCUCCUAGAGCUCAUGAUCUUGUUUGUGUACCGGUGGCACGGUGUUCUCCGGUGUCAUAG